GUUUAGCCUUGAGCUGAGCCUUCCAAACUGUCAAGGUAAUAUAGAUAAGGUUAUACAAUGCGUCCUCGUUUGCGUAUAAUAGCUUGUAAGUGAAGUCGAUUCGAAAUAGCAAGGAAGCUGAGUAAAUACGAAGCACAUAGAUUGCUAAAGUACUAUUUGAAACACUUCAUUUCAUUGUACGAACUGUAACAAAUAUAUCUAUAACAGCUUGUUUAAUACUAACUAUUUUUGUAAGAAGAGAGCAAGCACUCUUCUACCGUCAUUCAUGAAAAGAACGUUUAUUCUUCCUGAACUAUUGCUUUUUAUGUACUUUUUUUUUCACGUCACAAAAUCCGCUUUACAUUUUGGGGAUUUGAAGUUCUGGGAUAUAUGUUGAGGUGUGUAGCGGCUGUCUUCUACUUAAUACUUUUUAGGGUUUUUGACUAAUUUAGUUACUCCAAUCUCAGUUAUAUCUAUUAUUCGAUAAAUAGUAUUCAGAACGACUUUAACAAUGUCCACAGUUACAAGAAGAAGAGUCGGGGGACAGAGCAGUAAUUCAGAAGAUGAACAUCAUACCAGCACAGAACCUGUGAGGAAUAGUCCGAUCCCAGAUAAAAAAAUUGCUUACGACCCUCGAGAUAUAGAUGAAAGCAAAUCGACACCUAAAUUAACACUAAUGGAAGAAGUUUUACUACUUGGUCUUAAAGAUAAACAAGGAUAUCUCUCGUUCUGGAAUGAUAGUAUCAGCUACGCACUACGCGGUUGCAUUGUGAUUGAAUUAGCUUUGAGAGGCAGAAUUGCCAUGGUCAGAGAUGCUAAUCGCCGAAGAUAUCCGCUUGCAGAUAGAUAUAUUGAGGUAGUCAACGAAAAUUUGACAGGUGAAGUUCUUUUGGACGAAGCAUUGAAGAUGAUGAAGACAAGUGAGAAGAUGAGUGUUUCCACUUGGAUUGAUUUAAUGAGUGGCGAGACCUGGAAUGUGAUGAAGAUUGGAUAUCAACUUAAACAAGUUCGAGAACGUUUAGCUAAAGGGCUAGUUGAUAAAGGUGUGCUUCGAACAGAAAAGCGCAACUUUUUGUUAUUUGAUAUGGCCACACAUCCUGUAGCAGAUCCUGCCGUAAAAGAAGAGAUUAUUAAAAGAGUAUGCACCAUGUUGGUAACCCGUGUAUCUCCAGCAGCUGUUGAUGCCCAAUCAGAUGUACCUCACGCCUAUGUUAGAACAGUCAGUAUGAUUUGCUCAGCGUACGCUGCUAAUGUUUUAGAAAAUGCGUUACUGUAUCUUCAGCCUGACCUCAGAGAACAAGCAUUCAACAAAGUCGAUGAAUUAAUGAACGAUUAUUCAUCAUGGCCGUUUACAGGAAGUAAUAGUAAGGUUGAAAUACCCUCCGGGACAGAACUUUCUUUGGAAGUUGUAGCUGGUGUCAUCAAUGUCCUGGCAAAGAUGGAUGCAAUCUUGUAAACUAGACUUCUGCUUCUCUCCAACUCUUUAUCAUAAUAUCUCUAUUCACAACAACAAGCACAUUGUCAUAUAUACACUUAAAUCGCGCUCUAAAAGACAAUAUGUGUCGUAUUAUAUGGACUUGAACCCUUCCAUUUUUAUUUUUUUUUUGGUUUUUUACAGUUCAGACACAAUCUAACAAUACAUACUCUGCAUUAAUUUAGAUAUUAUUACGGGUUAUAAAUGUGUAGUUUCGCAAACAAUAUAUAUAUACUUAGUUUAUUGUGGCCGUUCUAGUGAUGAUGAAUAUUCAUUGUGAAUUGUUCACUAUAAGAAACCAUGGCCUUACUGACUCCAACUUUGUUGGGAGCAUUAAAAAUCAAUUCAUGCGAGAAGUAAAAAAACUUGAGAAGUCACUUG
This is a messenger RNA of Mycotypha africana, 1834 nucleotides long. RefSeq names its product Golgi phosphoprotein 3-domain-containing protein. Gene Ontology annotation, molecular function: phosphatidylinositol-4-phosphate binding. NCBI's taxonomy places the organism in Eukaryota, Fungi, Mucoromycota, Mucoromycetes, Mucorales, Mycotyphaceae. The transcript is spliced from 4 exons. The record is from RefSeq and is a predicted model, not a curated record. Gene Ontology annotation, cellular component: cytosol; Golgi cisterna; trans-Golgi network. Bases 491 to 1435 code for a protein of 314 amino acids. Gene Ontology annotation, biological process: retrograde vesicle-mediated transport, Golgi to endoplasmic reticulum; Golgi to plasma membrane protein transport; Golgi vesicle budding.